AUGAUGAAGGUGUUUCUAUUUUUUGGUUUGAUGAGUAUGAUGAUGGGAGUGAAUGGAAGGAUGAACAAGAUCAGAGGCAGUCAAAAGAUAAUUCCCCGAGAAGUGGAACUGGCAACCCAAGGCAAAGACAAGAAUGGCAAUGAUUUGAAUGAAGGAACUCCAACUCUAUCUGGUUUGACUCUGGGUGAUGUGUAUGACUAUGUGGUUGGGAACACGGAUGGAGAUGGCAUCAGUCCCAGCAAUGCCGCCUGUGAGAACCGGGAGUAUGUGGAUGUGAUUGUCAUUGGCGCAGGAAUGGCGGGAGUCAGAGCUGCCACUACUUUGCAAGCAGCAGAUCCAAACAUCAACUAUAUAGUGCUAGAGAGUCAAAAUCGCGUCGGAGGAAGAAUGAGAUCUACUACUUUUGGAGAACCCACCAAUGCCAGAACCAUCGAAGAUGGAGCCAAUUGGAUCAUUCAAAUGAACAACAAUCCUGUACUAGAUAAAGCUAUUGAGUUGGGAAUUGUGGCUCAUGUCAAUGACUAUGACAAUGUCGCUGCUUAUGAUGAGUUUGGAGUCCCAAUUCCCCAAGCCACCAUCAUGGCCGAAAACGAACGAUUCCUAGAAGCAUGGGAAGAAGCCAUUAAGGAAGCCGAUAAUCAGUGGGCACCUGAUCAUGAACAGUGGGAUGAUCAAGGCGUCAUUGCUCUACUUGCGAAAAAUGGAUGGGAAAUUGGAGAAGGACAACAAGGAAACCUCGAUUUUACCACUGAAUGGCAUUACAUGGAUUUUGAAUACGCCGCCCGGGAUACGUCGGUCCGGUACUUUCCCUACUACUUCAACACGGCCCUACAUGUCAAUGACAUGCGAGGAUUCGAAGAAGUGCCACAAGCCAUGUUCAGAGAUGAUGCCGACAUGAACAAACUCAGAACUUCCACACGCGUCAACAAAAUCAACUAUGACGAAAAUGUGGGAUUCCAAGGAAACAACUACCGAGUCAUGGUCAAUGCUGAACACACCGAACCAGCUGUCGGGGAACCCACUUGCACCGAUUACUACGCGAAACGAGUUAUUUCCACCGUCAGCGCCGGGGUCAUUGCCAAUGAUCUUAUUGAAUUCAAUCCUCCACUUGAAUAUCCACAUGUGGAUUACAACCCAUACUACAUGACACAAUACGUCAAAAUCUUCUACCAAUUUGACAGUCAAUUCUGGGAUGACAACGAACUCAUCCGUGUAGUCAGAGAUGUCGACCAUCGUGGACACUGCCAUCACUGGGCAAACAUGAAUGGAGAAGGAUUUUAUCCGGAUUCCAACAUGAUUCGGUGCGAGAUCAUGACGGAAGCUUUUGAUGAGCUCAAAGAUCCCAUUACCGAGGAUUUGACCAAUGCAACCUUGAACAUGCUCUUGGAUCCAUUGCGCACUGCCUACGGUGAGGCAAACGUUCCCGAACCACUACAAGUCUACUACCCCAAACUCAACAAAGACCGGGACUUUGGAUAUGGAGCUUACGCCAACUGGAAAACGGGAUUUACAUUCAAGCAAUACGCACACAUGUAUGGUGGAGUGGACGGAGUGGUAGACUACUGCGAACACAACGGCUGCAACUCCAUGGGAGAUUGGACCAUGAUUCUGUCGGGAAGCCAUACUUGCUAUGAUCAGGCAGAGUUCACCCAUGGCGCCUACUUUGCCGGGGAGAAGGCAGCCAACCAAGUGUUGCGAGAGUUGGGAUACACUGGUGUGGACGAGUCACUGAGCCCUUGCGACAUUGACUGGCAUUGGCUCUCAUAA
Seminavis robusta is the source of this 1767-nucleotide messenger RNA. NCBI's taxonomy places the organism in Eukaryota, Bacillariophyta, Bacillariophyceae, Naviculales, Naviculaceae. The record is from the annotation of a GenBank genome assembly.